Messenger RNA from Strongylocentrotus purpuratus (purple sea urchin), 1339 nucleotides. Its product is annotated as protein FAM81A. The coding region runs from base 220 to 1326 and encodes 368 amino acids. Lineage: Eukaryota; Metazoa; Echinodermata; Echinoidea; Camarodonta; Strongylocentrotidae. The transcript is spliced from 7 exons. The record is from RefSeq and is a predicted model, not a curated record.
CAUUUCGUUUACAUGGAGACAGACUGCGGCGCCGCUCUCCAAGAAAAGUAGAGGGUCUAUUAUAGAUGGUGGCAGAAAUGUAGAAGGAAAACACAAUUCAACUCCAGAAGGAUUGCUGUAAACAUUUCAUUAUGAUGAAUAACAACUCAAUCCUGCCAGCUCAGUCUUUGUAAAUUGGAAACAGUUAACUUCUGACUUGAAAAUAGUGAACCCCAUAUCAUGGCCAGCCGGUUGCCCCCUCUUCAAGUUCAAGGAAACUGGGGUAAUGUUGCAAGGUCACAUGAGAAUAUUCAGGACUCUCCAUCUAGGGGUAACUCCCGGAAUUCCCGUAUGCUGAUAGAGCGUGCCUCUGAGUUGAAGGACGCCAUCGUCGCUCACAUGGUGGAGGACGAUGGGUAUCAUGACAUGCGGAACGAUCGACACAUGAGGGGGCUGUUGCAGGAACAUCUUCACACUGUUACCUUGGCUGUGAAAACUCUAAGCCAUGACAUUGAGAGUUUAGAGAACCAGCUCAGUGGACGUGACCAGGCCAGUGUUAUGAGCAACACCAUGAUGAGGAGUCUUGAAGUCCAGCAAGCCACUUCUGUCAAUGACCUUCGAUCUCGUGUAGCAAGAUGCGAUGCCAAUAUCUCAGUUCUAUCUGGAGACAUGAGGAAGAUGUACGAAACCCUCAGUACGCUGAUGAUGCAGAUGCAGACUGUCAUCGGGAACCAGACAAGGACAGAGAAUAUACUGGAAGAAAAGAUUUCAAGAUUGGGACAGAACAGCGAACAGCACCAAUCUGAUUACAGUGCGAGAUUAAGAUCAUCAGAAGACACAUUUCAGCAAGCCCUAAGUGCCUUGGAUGUCAAGCUCAAAAACCUGAUCAAAGAAACCCAUCAGACAGUGGAGUCCAUUCGUUCUCAAGGGUUUUCAUCACAGCAGAAGUUGGAGAAGGACAUGACAAUGACACUGGAAUCUGCAAGAUCAAAGAGAGACAAGAGGAUGGAUGAAAUGGAGGAUACCUUUAAGAAGAAGAUAGAUGCUCUGGAAAAGCAAUUGGAGAAGUUGGAAGCAGACCAACGAGAAGCAAAGUCCCAUGUCUCCUCUGAGCUCAAGGACAUGAGACGAGAUGUUGAGGACUCCUUCCAGGCCGAGCAGGUUAGACUGGAGCGUAGACUGCGAGCCUUGAUCGAGGAGUUCAGGAAGGAGAACUCUGAGGGGAUGAAGUCCCUCGGUGAGAGCUUGACGAGCCUCAGAGCUGUCCUGGAAGGCAAGCAGACAUUGAUUGCUGAGGAGAUCAGAGGAGAGAUGGCUCACAUGAAGAAACUUGUGGUCGUGACUUAGCUUGGUAAAUCAU